Molecule: messenger RNA, 3887 nt
Organism: Balaenoptera musculus (blue whale)
Lineage: Eukaryota; Metazoa; Chordata; Mammalia; Artiodactyla; Balaenopteridae
Gene: PCID2
Product: PCI domain containing 2
Exons: 14
Coding region: 75-1298 (407 amino acids)
Biological process (GO): transcription elongation by RNA polymerase II; poly(A)+ mRNA export from nucleus; post-transcriptional tethering of RNA polymerase II gene DNA at nuclear periphery
Cellular component (GO): transcription export complex 2
Molecular function (GO): double-stranded DNA binding; RNA binding
Source: RefSeq, a predicted model, not a curated record
CGGACCGCGGCCCGGAAGUGACGCGACGGCGGCGACGGAGCGCGCAGCUCCGCGGGGCGGCGGCGGGAGCGGCCAUGGCGCACAUCACCAUCAACCAGUACCUGCAGCAGCUCUUCUCUUUCCAAACGCUUCAGGUCUAUGAAGCAAUUGACACCAGAGACGGGUCAUCCCUUGCAGAGCUGGUGUCUUUCAAGCACCCUCAUGUUGCCAACCCACGGCUUCAGAUGGCCUCUCCAGAAGAGAAGUGUCAACAAGUUUUGGAACCCCCUUAUGACGAAAUGUUUGCAGCUCAUUUAAGGUGCACGUACGCGGCGGGGAACCACGACUUCAUAGAGGCGUACAAGUGCCAGACCGUCAUUGUCCAAUCAUUCCUACGGGCAUUUCAGGCCCACAAAGAAGAAAACUGGGCUCUGCCUGUCAUGUAUGCAGUGGCACUUGACCUUCGAAUAUUUGCCAAUAAUGCAGAUCAGCAGCUGGUAAAGAAAGGAAAGAGCAAAGUUGGGGACAUGCUGGAGAAGGCGGCCGAGCUGCUGAUGAGCUGCUUCCGCGUCUGCGCCAGCGACACCCGUGCGGGCAUAGAGGACUCCAAGAAGUGGGGCAUGCUGUUUCUGGUGAAUCAGUUAUUCAAGAUCUAUUUUAAGAUCAACAAGCUCCACUUGUGUAAACCGCUCAUCAGAGCCAUCGACAGCUCCAACCUGAAGGACGACUACAGCACCGCCCAGCGGGUGACGUACAGGUACUACGUGGGGCGGAAGGCCAUGUUCGACAGCGACUUCAAGCAAGCUGAGGAGUACCUGUCCUUUGCUUUUGAGCACUGCCACCGUUUGAGCCAGAAGAACAAAAGGAUGGUCCUCAUUUAUCUACUUCCUGUGAAGAUGCUCCUGGGUCACAUGCCAACCAUUGAGCUCCUGAGGAAGUACCAUCUCAUGCAGUUUGCGGAGGUGACCAAAGCUGUGAGCGAAGGCAACCUCCUCCUCCUGAACGAGGCUCUGGCCAAGCACGAGACCUUCUUCAUCCGGUGCGGCAUUUUCCUCAUCCUCGAGAAGCUGAAGAUUAUCACCUACAGGAAUCUUUUUAAGAAAGUGUACCUGUUACUCAAGACACACCAGCUGUCUCUGGAUGCGUUCCUGGUUGCCUUGAAGUUCAUGCAGGUGGAGGACGUGGACAUCGCCGAGGUCCAGUGCAUCCUGGCCAACCUGAUCUACAUGGGUCACAUUAAAGGCUACAUCUCGCACCAGCACCAGAAGCUGGUUGUCAGCAAGCAGAACCCGUUCCCCCCGCUGUCCACGGUGUGCUGACCCCGCCCCCGGCCCCGAGGACAGGGAGCGCGCGAUCCUGGUUUUUCUGCAGCUGGAGUCUCUCGGGUCUUUUCCUGGGGAUGCUGAGACCUCAGUGUCUCUGACAUCACGGCUGACGAAUAUGCACCUCACAAAGGCCUGGAAUCCCCUUCUCAGCGCAGCUGUCUCCGCUGGCCCUGGGGUGCUGGUGACACUCACGCGAGGGGCACGGUCUCCGAGGCAGCUACUGUUUACUUCUCAUGAGUGUUGUUCGUGAAGGCAUCUUUUAACUCUUUCUAUAAAAAAAGGUGAUCUGAAUUUAUACAAAAGUGUAUUCGAUCUGAAUUUAUACAAAAAGGCGUAUUCGAUCUGAAUUUAUACAAAAAGGCAUAUUCUUUACCAUAUCUUCUGGGAUACAUCUAUUUUUAUGUUAAAUUUGAACAUUUUGUGUGAUCAAAAUGCUGGGUUAACUUAAUGCUUCUUUUUACAAGCUGAAUUUACUUUGAUUUAAAUUCUCCAGGUGUCAUAGCUGUUUUUUCAGAGUAUGCGUAUUUCCUCUGUCUGUGCAAAACUUACUAAAGAAGGAAAUGUCAUGGGCUAUAGUUGCUCAUCGCUGCAAAGGCACCAAACCUGGAGGCUGCUUGUGCCCUUUGCGCGGAGAAGAGCCACUGUGGGACGGGGACACACACACACACACACCCCGCCGAGGCCUCCCAUCUGGCCCCCCGCGUCAGCUGCUCCGGCUGCCAGCUGCUCCGGCUGCCAGCCCGACUGUCCCGCUUGUGGGACGUGGAGACACACACACACACACAAACACACACACACACCGCCGAGGCCUCCCAUCUGGCCCCCCGCGUCAGCUGCUCCGGCUGCCAGCCCGACUGUCCCGCUUGGCUCAGGAGUGUGCAGUGUGCUCCGCGUGGCUCCUCUGCAGGGCUCUCCCGGGCUGCACGAGUGACCCACCCUGAAGGGCAUCGGCCCGGAGCUCUGACUGGCGCUCAGCCGGGCUCCACGUGGGCCUCUCCAGUGGGAUGGAGCCGCAUUCCGAGAGCAAGGGCCCCAAAGAAGAGGUUGAGCUGGAUCCACUCCUGUGAGCUGGGCUUCGAGCCAACAGUGUGCCCUCCGCCCUGGGCACGUCCAGAUUUGGGCAUGGGGACGGCCUGCCGUGGGUGUCAGGCCCCCAGCCGCCUCCCCCCACCAGUUCCCUGAGCAGGAGGGCGUGGCCUGGGGGAGGCACAGACGGCCAUGGGGAGACAGUCCGUGUUUCCCGGGGCACUGCUGUCACGGCAUCGCUGCUCCGCGGGGCCAGGCACGGCCUCACGGACGAGAGCUGCGUCCUCGCUGCGGGGUGAGCACUGGACUUCUGGGAGCGUGCCUGGAUUUCAUAGCGUAGAAAGCUGGGCAUUUUCAGCACUUUCAGGUAUUUUCUUGAGCAGUAGAUUGAUUGUGACACCGAAAAUCAGGGACUGACCGUGAACCACAGCACGAGGUCGUACUUGGCAAUGAAAGAAACAGAACCUCGGGCGCGAGCAUCCUGCGUUCCCACUGGUGUGGAGGCCUGUGUGAGCACAGGCCUGGCGUGGUUGUUCGCACCGCCCCCAAAUGUGGAAGCAGCCGGUCUGUGCCCCAGCGUGAAUGGGUGUGGCCGUCUAAUCGAGUUCCCUUUUCUUGAGUUUUAUUGUUUCGAUGUGCUUACCUCGUGUGGUUUCUAACCAUCUAUUAAGUUAUACACGUGACUAGAGCAGUCUUCCUUUCGCAUGGCCCUCUGCGUCUCAGCUGCGUUGCAGGCCUGUAGCUUUCUCUGCAGUGGUCCUUGUUUUUAUAGAGCCCAUAAAUGCUGUAGGGAGACUCUUACCUCUGCCUGUGCUGUGUGUGUUUGUCAUAAUUUCCAGGUAGGGUUUCUACUCUAGCAAAUCCAGAUUUGUAGGGCAAAUUAAUGCCAUCAGCGAGACUGCAGGUAUCUUUACAGAGUUAUUUAUGUAGAAGUUGCAGCGCUCAUCCGCUGGAUUUUAAAUCCUUGGUAGCCAUUCAGAGCAGUGGCCUGAUGACCUUAUGGCAGUUUGAAGAUAACACAGCCACACUUCAGUAAGACUUCAAAGUCCACUCCUGUUCCUCCACUGCCCUGUCCGUUAGUUUGUGUCAGAUUCACAUAUUUAUUUUUGCCAAGGUCCUUUCAAAGAAAUGGGCCAGUGCAUCUGCAGAUUGGCCAAAAAAAGGCUAACUCUUAUACUUCUUACUGAAGUAUAAUAUCAGAAAUGAAACAAGCAUUGUGUAAGUAUAAGAAUUGUUACUUAAAAAUCUGAAUUGUGUUUAAACUCCGUUUUCCAGUGAGGAGAGUGUAUAAGUCACAGUCUUAACCCCUUAAAACAAUCCUCCGCUCCCCAGCAGCGGGUCAGGAAGGAGCCCGCCCCCGCCUGUGCCUUCGGCGGGAGCUGCCUUCGGGCCCCGCCGUGGCGGCCGCGGAGCUGUCAGCCGUGAGAGCCCUUCCCUCCCUCGGGGGAACUGGGCACCUCCGGCUUAGAAAUUAACGGGGAAAUAGACGUGAUGUGCACCCACGCGCCCCCCGGGUCGGGUCUGCGGGAAGCGCGGUUCGGGCUGGGCUCGCGGUCC